AAAUCCGUAUCUCGUCGGCCAUCCCCUGCGGUCUCUGUCGUCAUCCCUCGAUUGGAUAGGUCCCAGCUGCCCCGGUCCUCUAGAUCCAAAACCCCGCGCCCGCCACCACCAGAGCCUCCUUCGGGUACUAACAUGCCUCCAGUCUUGUCGGUUCCAAGAGUGUUGGCCUACCGAUCAGACUGGCAGGCUUUUGCUCCGGGCCAGGUGAGCUCGGUGACUCCGGACAAAGUGAUAGUCCGAUACGACGAUCAGAGCUCGGAGCCUCGAGAUCUCACCCAACUGCGUCUCUGUCACAUCCGGGCGGGUGAUGUAGUGAAGUACAUCGGGACGGACCUCGCAGAUGGGGAGUCACAAGUGACGACUGUGCGUGAGCCGAAGCGGGUUCUGCGGGUGGAAAGAGCGGUCGAUUCGGUGGGGCCGAUCAACUCUCACAACGAUCUUUUGGUGACGUGUGAUGAGAGUGAUUAUAAGGCCCAGUCGGGGACAUCGGGCGGGUCGAGUCGGCCAGAAGGCCGGUUCCUGGUCGAGGCCAUCAUGCUCAUUCCUCCGGGUUCUCGCCGGCACACAGGGCUGAAGGAUCGAGCGCUGCCACAACAGAUUAUCCAGGAGCUGCGCGAGCACAUGAGGGCCCACAGUGGAGUAGGCAUGCGUGCCAAGCUUGCGGUCCCCCAGUCAGGCCGGUCCGGCCAGCUCGUCGGGCCCGACCACAUCUUCCAGGGCUUCGGUAUCCUCCUCACCGGCGCCGCCAUCUCUGCCGUCGAGCCCAAGCCUGCCACCCGCAAACGCACCCAAUCAAGCUCCUCCUCGCGCGGUCUCAUCGAGCAGCAGAUCCGCGAUCGUCAUGGCACCGUCAUCGACAAAGUCGCUGAACUGUACGAGCUCGAUGGCUCCGAUCUCGUCCUCCUCAACAAGCCCGGCUCUGGCCUUGCUACCUCUCUCUCGACUCCCUUACUCUCUGGCUGUCCCCCCUCCUACCGGCUCUCCCCUGCGCACAAGCACCUCAAACUGAGGUCCAUCCUGCUGGUCGCUGAGGUGCCGGUCAAAACGUUGAAAUAUCUCUUGGCUCUGGCCUUAGGCAUCCCAUGUGUAUCCGCCAAAUGGGUGACCCAUAGUUGCGAACAAGGAUAUGCGCUCGAUUGGGAGAAAUAUAUGAUCGGCCCCGGGCCCUCGAUCUUCCUCGGCGGCGUCCCCGCACUCGUUAACCUCCAGAUCCCGCUCCUUCGUCGCGCCGAUCACGACCUCAAAGCGAUCUUCGACGCCCGCGGCUCUCUCGAGAUCCUGAAGGACAAAUCGAUCAUCUACGUUUCUUCGAAGGCUAAGCCGAAGAGCGACUGGAACGAGACCGUCAAGCCGAUUCUGUGUGCGAGCGGGGCGACGAGGCUGGGCUUUGCGGAGGCGAAAGCGCUGACGGAGCAUCUGGAGAGCGGGGCCCUCAGCGGGGUGGAUUAUCUGCUUUUGGAAGACCAUCUGGGGCUGACAAAGCUGCCGACGGCCGUCCGCACACGCUCCAACCAACUCCCGGCCAAGCGCAGGAAACUCGCCCGGACUGCCUCCGCCUCUAGUCAUGUCAGCGACGUCCCCACUCCCGACUCGUUCAAAGUCGUCGACUUCGAGUGGCUCAAGCAGUCCCUCAUUUACGGUCGGGGUCCUCCAACCUCAGUUAUUCGCUUCCUCUGCUUCGUGAACUUGGACCCUUCUUGUUUAUUCCUUUCUUUCCCCCCCUCUUCUUGUUCGCAUCUAUCAUAUGUGCUCGUAGCUAUAGAGUUCUUCUUCUUCUUCGAAACAAAUGUUCUUGAAUCCCGUCUUCUUCUUCUUCUUCCGAGGUCGUCUAAUAUACCCUUGCUCCCUUUAAAUCACUUUCAAUCAUCUCCACCAUACACCCUUCUUGGCAAACAAACCAAUGUAAAUCCAGUUACCAGUUCAUCCUCUGCCUUCGGACCAGCACAUAUCCUGUAUCUCAUCAUCCCCCAUGAUCUCUUGAUUCGCUUUCUUUUCUUCAUCACAUCUUGCUUGUUUUUCUAUCUGCAUCUUGCAGUUUUCAUCAUACCUCUUCCCUCAAAGCGUUGCAGAAACCCUCUCAGCAAACUUGAAAAAAAAUAAAUAGUGCAUUGUUUGAAAUAGUGUGAAUUAUGUAACUGUUGAUUGGUGUAUCUUGAAGCGCACUCUACUUGGAUUAAUCUAAGCUAGAAAGAACAUGGACAUUUGUAAUUAAGGUGGCUUGUUACCCAUGCAAUCAGAACAAUUAAAAAAACAGGCUUUGUUCCAGGUUUACACAUGGUCUGAUUCUGAAGUUCUUUCCAAGCAGUUCUGGGAGGACUCUUCUACUGAGAUACCCUGUAAGCUCUGGGUGUGCUCUU
Molecule: messenger RNA, 2357 nt
Organism: Puccinia graminis f. sp. tritici CRL 75-36-700-3
Lineage: Eukaryota; Fungi; Basidiomycota; Pucciniomycetes; Pucciniales; Pucciniaceae
Exons: 3
Coding region: 133-2100 (655 amino acids)
Biological process (GO): DNA damage checkpoint signaling; positive regulation of transcription by RNA polymerase II
Cellular component (GO): nucleus
Molecular function (GO): histone binding
Source: RefSeq, a predicted model, not a curated record